AUGGCGACUCCAAAGGUUCCGGAGGUUCGUGAUAUCACAAGGAUUGAGAGAAUUGGAGCUCAUUCCCACAUCCGUGGYCUUGGUCUGGAUGAUGCGUUGGAGCCAAGACAGGUCUCUCAGGGGUUGGUGGGCCAGCUGGCCUCCCGUCGAGCAGCAGGGGUCAUCUUGGAGAUGAUCAAAGAUGGCCACAUUGCAGGCAGGGCUGUUCUGAUCGCUGGCCAACCUGGCACAGGAAAGACCGCCAUCGCAAUGGGUAUUGCACAGUCUCUGGGCCCUGACACCCCCUUCACAGCACUGGCUGGUAGUGAGAUCUUCUCCCUGGAAAUGAGCAAGACUGAGGCGCUUAGUCAAGCUUUUAGAAAAGCCAUCGGAGUGAGAAUUAAAGAGGAGACAGAAAUUAUUGAAGGAGAGGUGGUGGAAAUCCAGAUUGAUAGACCAGCAACUGGAACGGGUGCAAAGGUAGGCAAACUGACUCUAAAGACYACAGAAAUGGAGACAAUAUAUGACCUGGGCAACAAGAUGAUUGACAGUCUGAGUAAAGAGAAAGUACAAGCUGGAGAUGUUAUCACYAUUGACAAAGCCACUGGGAAAAUCAGCAAGUUAGGACGCUCUUUCACCAGAGCCAGAGACUACGAUGCCAUGGGAGCUCAGACACAGUUUGUGCAGUGUCCUGAAGGGGAGCUGCAGAAGAGGAAGGAGGUGGUGCACACAGUGUCCCUCCAUGAGAUCGAUGUCAUUAACAGCCGCACACAAGGCUUCCUGGCUCUUUUCUCUGGAGACACUGGAGAGAUCAAGUCUGAGGUCCGCGAGCAGAUUAACGCCAAAGUGUGUGAGUGGAGGGAGGAAGGCAAGGCUGAGAUCAUUCCUGGGGUGUUAUUUAUCGACGAGGUCCACAUGCUGGACAUGGAGUGCUUCUCCUUCCUGAACCGGGCCUUGGAAAGUGACCUGUCCCCUGUUCUCAUCAUGGCCACCAACAGAGGCAUCACUCGAAUCUGGAGCCAUGGACACGUCCUAAUGAAGACGAUCCGUAGUUCUACUGUCAAGGUUUUUUUUGUUGUUGUUCUGAAUUCAUUAACAAGUUUACCAUUAUUAUACAGUAAAGGCUGACUUCAGUCAAAUCUAAGAUUUUUUUAUUUUUAAAUUAAACAAAAACGCUGAUUUAAAAUUUGACCUAAACUUUAUCCCAGAGCUGUUGAUUGAUGUUCUGUCAGGAACAUCCAACCUUUAAAGUGUUUAUUUCAACAUUAAACAUGCUUUUAUACUCACGCA
Austrofundulus limnaeus is the source of this 1269-nucleotide messenger RNA. It is a transcript of the gene ruvbl2, whose product is annotated as RuvB-like AAA ATPase 2. The record is from RefSeq and is a predicted model, not a curated record. Lineage: Eukaryota; Metazoa; Chordata; Actinopteri; Cyprinodontiformes; Rivulidae. Gene Ontology annotation, molecular function: ATP-dependent activity, acting on DNA; ATP binding; ATP hydrolysis activity.